Molecule: messenger RNA, 1395 nt
Organism: Rhodofomes roseus
Lineage: Eukaryota; Fungi; Basidiomycota; Agaricomycetes; Polyporales; Fomitopsidaceae
Exons: 3
Coding region: 1-1395 (464 amino acids)
Source: RefSeq, a predicted model, not a curated record
AUGACCGCGCGCACCCCCGCGGCGGGCACCUCAUUUCUCGGCGACGCCUCACGGCCAUCUCGCCCCUCGUCAGCCCUCCCUUCGGGAUCGGCUUCACCUUUCACACAAAUCUCCGUUCCGACUCCAGAGGGGACGGCCCGAAGUAAAGUCGCAUCUAUAGAGGACGUAGAGGACUCGGGAGGAUCCCACCGAGUGCGCGAAAGUCUCCGCUCCUCGGUCUCUCCCCAUCCGGUCGCUCCCCUCAACUUCCCGCGGACGAUGCUCGUCCCGGGGAGUCUCGACGACGAUUCCUCCACGGGAGCUCAACCCUCGCACGACCUCAAGCCGUCAACUUUCGUCGAGUCGCCUCGACCUCGACCGGCCGACGGCAGCUCGCAGACGGCGUUACCACCCGGAUGGAGUGCCCGGCGGUCGCCUCCUAUCACUCCUUCCCCCGCGAAUUGGUUUUGCCCCGUGGAGGUCAACAACUCCGGAAUGCCUGUCUACGUUCCCCAACCGGUGGCCACGUCGACUCCUUGGAACUCGAACGAUCCUUCCCAUAACUCGGCCCCGUCGAACCCUUCGGUCUCGGUGGACGAAGCUAUGCAAGCCGCUAAGGACGCAGUCGACAAGGUUCACCUCAAGGAUCUAAUGGAUGGGACGGGUAGAUUCAAGGUCCACCUUCGCAAGCCCGCGGAAGCUCAAGCUAUCUUCAACGACCUCAACGCGCGGGACGCUCUAGGAAACUUCAGCACUCUAUUCGAGGAAGCAAACGUCUUCAUCGCUGAAGACCUGGAUCCUCGUGAUGUCAUCGACGCCGCCGAAUUCGAGCGAAAGGAAGCUCGUUAUCGACUCAAGGCUCGAGCCAUCUUGCGUAUCAAUUACAUAGUGGAAGGGCUCGAGUCUUUAGUCAACCAGAUGCUACGCCUGGAAGACGCUCACCGCCAAUGGAAGACCGACCAUGCCAAUUCCCUCAUGGGAGCCCUCCGGGCGUCCGCAUCGCGGGGGCUGCUUUCAGACGCUUUCCGAGUCGUGCAGUACAGAGCGGCCAAGGCGAUCACGCUGAUCCACCAGCGACGCGCCCUUCACGACGGAGCAAACUACCCUGAGUCCGUCAAGUCUACCGCCUCGGAUUUCAGUCAACACGUCCGAUCCUCGAACUCCAAGCGUAUGGUCAUCGACAAGUGGCUCGACCACCCCGACAUCUUCUCAAACCUGACGCCCGAAUAUCAAGCGGUCGUCUUGAGGCGUCUGGGAAACGCGGAAGGAAUCGACUCGGAACUAACGAACUUGCAAAUUCCGCCCGAUCAACGGUUCAAAUGGCCUCCGUCCUCUCUGCUUGUAACCCCCGUGUCUCCUCCGAACCUUCCUCUCCCGCCAAAGCAGGAGGAAGUGUUCGAUUCCCUCCUACUGUAG